Molecule: messenger RNA, 2696 nt
Organism: Amoebophrya sp. A25
Lineage: Eukaryota; Dinophyceae; Syndiniales; Amoebophryaceae
Source: the annotation of a GenBank genome assembly
AGAAAACAAGAAUACAUAUGCGUCGAGAGAUUACAGGAGAUAUAUCAUCGCGCCGAUCGCCCAGGACGACGAGUGUGGUCGUUUGGGCUGCAGUGUGAUGAUUACAGGAGUUAGUAGUUGGUGAGUUUGAGAGCCCCCGUUUAGUUGUAUCGCCUCAGAUGAGUCGAGAGCUGCGAGGAAAGCUUAAAAACUGCAACCGGAAAAAGGGAGACCUCCAAAAUCGCUUUACACUUCGUAUUUGGUCGAGGUCGUUCUCCUAGUUGUGUUGAUAAUUCUGAUACUAGCCGUAGUGCUAAAAAAACUACUUUCGAUAUUGACCUCGUCAAGAACCACUUCGACUUUGAGCGAAUUCGACGUCGAUAAAAAAUUCAUGUUCUUCUUGCAAGCUAAUUUUCGAUCAUAUUGAUGUUCUGUCUCUACUCAAUAUUUUCUUUGUAGUAUGUAUCACUAUCUUCAAUCGUAUUGCUGUCGAAAUGAUGCAAGUGCAACUACAAGUGCAUAUUAACGUGAACGUUCGUGUUUUAGCAGCAUCAACAAGUGACGUAUGUUAAAGAGCAUGUUUUCAUCUGAGCAAAAAUAUCGAAGUGAUAGGAAUCCGUAAAAGAUGAGGAGAAAAUUUGCCCGCCCCGUGAAUCGGGGAGGGUAGGGCUCACGAGGGCAUCGGAGGUGCCUUUCGCAUCUACUAGGGCACUCUGUACUUAGGAUUGGGACCACUAAGAAGUGCGGGGCUCGUCUUUCCGAAUACUAGCUCAUUAGCAGUGACGGUCGACGCGUCGUAGCAACUCCCACUGCAUAGGGAUAGUAGCAGCUCAUCAAUAGACCGUGGAAAGAUUGGGCAGAUAGCUGUGCGAGUAGGAACAAGCGGUCCGAAGUACAAAGGAAAGAAGUCCUCUAAAGGGGAGUGGCGUAGCACUUGGCGCUAGGAGGAGAGGCACGACAUCACUUCCAGAAACAACGACAGAGGCAACUUACUCCAAGUCAAGCGACUUCACGUCUCUGCAGACGGUACAACUAGUCGUGCAUAAGUGAAGAACAAGGAGUAGCAGAUCAACAAUAAGUACAAAAAAUAACUACAAGAAUAGAAGUAGCAGUUGUGCCGACUAGAAGAUAAUCAACUCCACUCAGUAGCAGUACCAGUAGCAGCACAAGUAGCAGCACAAGUAGCAGCACUGCACUACUUGGGCCGCAUUGCGAUUGGCUACAUCUACUACCGCUGGUCUCAGUGGGUAGCGGAGAACCUGUUAUUUCAAUCUCUCUAGUACCACAUCAUCACGUCCAACAACAACAUCACAUUUACAAUAACAACGCGCAACUUCAACUUAUCUAGACCACAAUAAAGUUGUGUACCGCAAGAUGGGCAUGCUUUCACGAGAGAUCGUGAUUCGGAAGCUGAAGGAGCACGAGCGCUUCCGCAAAAAGGAGCAAACGACUCUGGCGCAGUUGCACGAUGUGUUUGAGGAAGGCGAGGGUCUCGAAUUCCUCGGAGACCCUAUGUGGUGGAGGUACCCGGAAGACAUCGACACCGAUAGAAUAUACAUUACUAGUGGCGUCGAAUUCCGACAGAUACGGUUGAUGGCAAGUUAAGGGUCACUAUCCCAUGUGGACUACGUACAGCACUGAGUGAAAUCCCCCUGAUCUGAAGGGGGAAAUAAAGGGGGAAAAGAACAACUCACUCGACCAGGGAUAGCGAAAAACUAGUACCUCUAAGCAAGGGAGAUAGUGUUCCACUUCUUGUUGCUUUCGUUUGUGACAGCCUAUAUCCUGAACACACGGAGUACAGAUGCGUUCUUGGCUAGGGAAGAACAGCUAAAAUUCUGGCAAGGCUGCAACACAACGACGCCGGAAACGGCGAGAGAGUAUUUUGCUUUUGAUUUUGCUGUUUUAUUUGUAACCACCUGAACAGCAAUUAUAUAUAAACAAUAACUAGACUCUCAUCGUCAUCAAAAAUCAAAGUUUAAUGAACAUCACAGCCUCAUUACAUACGUCCCAACGACUUCGUUACACUUUACCACAAGCUCAUACAGGUUUAGAGAGAGCAUCUUCGAGCGAUGCGAUGUGGAGUCAGUGGUAGAUAUCCGGACUUUUUGGACGUGGCUAGACCGAAAGUUUGUGCCGCUAGCUUUUACCCCACAGCCAGCCUAUGAGAGCGGGUACGCGACAAGAACGACGGCUUUUGUUAAGGCUUCAGGUUGCAAGUAAUCCAUCUCCAGACGAGGCCAUCUCCAGAAGCUCUAAGGGAAAAGCAAGGCCAGGAUGAUUUUCAAUUUUUCUUUUUUUGGCUCUAAUUUUGAUGAUAACCCAUUUCAAAUCGAUCUAGCUCCUAGAUUAAUCGGGGAUCCACACAGACCUGCGAAUCUCUUGCUAGGCUUGAUACGGAUGAGGCAGAUACGAGUACAGAAGAACCAAGGCUGUACGGUUUCGAGUCUAUUUUCGCACAUAUUUUCCGACUGUCGAGCCUUGUUUCAAGAAGCGCAUCAGAGUACAACUACUUCUACUGAAAUUUGAGGAGCUUUGUUUCAGGAAGCGCAUCAGAGUACAACUACUUCCACUGAAAUUUGAGGACGAUCUUAUGCGCUUGACGCUACCGGUUCUACUUUCAUAUCCAACAUUAACCGAGUGGAAUUAUAGUAGAGUAGUUUAUAGAACGGAUGUAGGAUGGACUUGGAUGGAUCGGAUGGACCCCCCUGAUUCUUCCG